Molecule: messenger RNA, 638 nt
Organism: Sipha flava (yellow sugarcane aphid)
Lineage: Eukaryota; Metazoa; Arthropoda; Insecta; Hemiptera; Aphididae
Product: translation machinery-associated protein 16
Exons: 5
Coding region: 144-623 (159 amino acids)
Cellular component (GO): nucleus
Source: RefSeq, a predicted model, not a curated record
AGACAAAAUCACGUGUACCGAUAACUCGUAUCUUUUAUGUUAUUUCAUUUUAUGUAAACGUGCAUAUAAAUUGAGAUAAUUUUUUGGGAAAUAGAAAAUAGUUGAUUUUUCAUUUAAUAAUCAUUGUGUGUCUACUAAUAGUUAUGGGUAAACAAAAAACCACUAUAUUGAAUGCUAACCAUCCAAACAGCAGAAAAACAAAGCAAUUAAUCAAAACUAAACACAAGAUUGCAUUUAGAGAUAAAAAGAAGAUGGUGAAUUUAGCCAAACCAAGUUUACUAUGCGAAAAAUUAGUUUGGUUUCGGGAUAAUGUUGAUAACACAGUUGAACAAUAUACACAAGAUACCUUAAAAUUAUUAGUAGAAAAGUAUCUUAAUCGUUUUGAAUAUGAAUUAAAUAUAAUCAAAGGGAGGCACAAGGAUAAAAAUAACAGACGAUUUGCUAGUCGAGAAGAUAUCAUAAGACAUACAAAGGAACGAGAAAGAGAAGAGUAUAAUUCUGCUGGCAUUGAAGUGCCAAAUAUAUUGGAAGCCGGUCAAUUAUUAUAUUUGCGUUCUUGGGAUGGUGAUAUAAGGUAUCUACCAAAUUUCAAAAUAAUUCGUUUCAAAUGUAAAUGUAAUUAAAUUAUAAAUAAUUUU